AUGCAAAUGAGACACAUGAAUAAAAGAGGUACAACAUCAUCAUUUUCAGGUUUGUGAUAGGGAGUGUGUCUGAAUUACAAAUAAUUAAUUUAUUAAUUGCUUUUCAAUUACAAUUACUUUAAUCUAGGCACACCCCCUAACACAAACCACUUGCAAAAUCCCAUAUAUAUUAAUGUCUAUUCUUAACUUAUAUAGAUUGCCUUAAGCUUAAGUUAUAGAAAAAGGGAACCUUCAUUGAAAUUGUCUAUCCAACAAAAUCAUCGGAUGAAGAAACUAUCGUUAAGAAACGCAUUGUCAGUAAUUUUAAUGUCAACCCAACCUUUUGGAUCGCUUCAGAACAGGUUGUUCCACCUACUUUGGAUUUUGAGACUCUUUUUAAGACCCCUUUUCCAGAAUAGGCUAUCAGACACAACGAAACCUUCGAAAAGCUCGAAGUGGUCACCAAUACCAACUAAAAGAUACUAAUCGAUGUUCCAUCCAGACCUGCUGCCUAUACUUUGGAAAAAUUAAAUUUGAAAGGGAAGCCAACCCUUGAGUAGUUGUUUUAAGCCAUACCAAACUGCAUGGAUUACAAGGAAAGAGACAAACACUUCAAAUAGGGAGGCUACAAACUCAAUUAUCAAUCUGGUUACGCUCCAGUUGAGAUCUAAAACAGACAUAAGGAUCCUGAAGAUUACACCAAGAAAUAACACUUCAUUAGACAAAAACAAUCACAAGCCAAUUUGAAUUUGAAAAGAACAUGUGGAGUUUCGUAUGUCAAGAAGAGUGAAAGUGAACAGAAGGAUGUUAAUCACAUUUUUAAAAAGUACUGAUUGAAUUUUAUUAAGACUUCCUCCACUUGUUUAUUAGUGUUCAUCAGGCUGUUAACCAAUAGCUGGAUAUGAUGAAGCCUUUGAUAACCUGUUUUAUAAUCUUUUAAACGGAAAGAACUUGAUUGUGUUUACACUUUUCAACUCCUAGGAUGAAAGUGCCUUGAGAGAGUACCUACUAUUUCCACACCUUAGAAAUAAGAUUUCAAGAGAAAGAGUCAUGUUGGCUAGAAAAUUCUUGAAUUUAUGGAUGUUAUUUUAAGAUGCCUUAUGUUUAGUGAUUCACUAUAACUAUGACGAGUAUAAAUAAUAAUAUAAUUAAUAGAAACUAAUUAUUAAGACCAAUUUAAUUGAAUGAAUCGGAGGAUAUCAAGUAAUAAUUAGUGGACUUUGUUUGUGAAUCAGAGAUUUCCAUAUGUUUAUUAUUCAAAAAAAGUGUAUCAGGCAGAAAAGCAUUCUUGAAAAGUGUUGGAUUGUGGAAUGAAGGAAACGACAACUCUUCUGUCUGCACAGAAACACAAAGAGAGGACAUAUAAACUAAAUUUGUUAUAUCAGUUCCCAAAGUACCAAUCAAUAGCAAUUCAACUCCCUAAAGUAUAUUCUAAGAAUUUACUAAUAUUAUCUAACAAUAAGAAAAUUAUGUUUUAGAGGCCAGAUCCUAAACCCAGGCUCCAUAAACUCAAUAACAAAGUCCUAAUAAUGAGAAAUAAACCAAAAAGAAAAAGAGGGCAAAGAUCUUAUCAUCAACUGAUGUAAGAAAAGAUGGAGGAGCCAGUGAUUAAUUGAUAAAUUAUCUUAUAAAAGAAGAUGGAAAUCAUAAUAUUAACACUUGUAGUAUAAGGAUGGAGAUGUAUGUAGCAGAAGAGAAAUGGAAAUCAGCUAAUGAUCACAACAAGGAUUUACUUAAUGCUUUCAUCAAGAGAGUUGAACAUCAUGUUACUAGUUCAUACUUGAUUAAAAUGAUGAAUAAGAGAUUUAAAGCCAACGAAAAGGGAUAGGAUUAUAUAAUUAGAAGAAGUAAUAAGAUCUACGAAAUCCCAACUGAUAAUGUGUAGAUAAAGUAGAACAAAAAGUCAAUUAAUUGGACAUCAAAAUUCACACCAGAAAACUUUACAAAUCUGUCAUCAUACAAAUUAAGCAAGAAGUACUAGCCCAUAUCUCUAGACAUCCUUAAAAUGAAAGAAUUAAGUUUUCUUAAAUAACCAUUAUAUUGUAUAACAACUAGAGAUAGUUUUGCAUUCGACUUAAUUACUAAGGUAACCAAAGUUAAAUUAGGAGAUAGAUUAGUAGAUAGGUAUUAUAAUAUAUAUAUCAAUUAGAUUGGAUUUCUUUUUUGAGCCCAACAAUUGUCCAUGCAAUUUCAAAUCAUUUUUACCAAUGUUCCCAGAAUACUAAGUUGGAGCACAUGCAUAUGUAGGUUAUUUUACAAAUGAAGAAUUAUUGAAGAUGGAAAAAGACAUUUAUGAAAUGGAAUUAAAAGGAUUCGAUGGUAAUACUAAAUAUUUAUUUAUUUAAAGGUCACUAUUUACCUAUGACUGCAUAAAUUUCACAUGCUUAAUCAAAUCAUCAUUCAAGUGUACGUAGAACUAAAUUCUUUUUUGGUUAUAGAUAUAUGUGGACUAAAUGUUAAUUAGCAGAACCACAUUCAAUGGUUGCUGCUGGUGUUAGAAGAGAUGUAUCAGCUCCUCCAUUGUGGAUGAGAAAUCUCAUUACUAAACUUGAAAAUGAUAAUGUAGUACCUAAGAAGUUCAUUAAUUCUAUUGCCUGUAAUGUGUAUCAUGAUGGAAAGGAAGGAUUGGCAUAACAUUUUGAUGAUGCUGUUAGAUUCAAACAACCAAUCUUUACUAUUAGAGUAUUUUCAGAUUGCAGAUUGUCUUUUGGAAGUCAAUUCUAUGGAUUUUGCAAUGGAGCAUUUGCUGUUCCUUUACCAAGAGGGUAUCUAUUAAUUUUUAUAUUUUUAAGAUGUAUCCUAUGUAUGGAGGAAGGAUCCUAUGCUGCCAAUGCUAUCAAGCAUUGUGUAAGACCUUGCGAUAUGACUGGAAAAAGUGCAGCCUUAAUAUUACGUUAAAUGCAUGAUCAAGUUACUUAGGAAGCCAUAAAGUAUGAUGAGUAAGUGGAUUUGCCAUGUCACAUGUCUACUUUGUCAGUUGAAGAUAAUGCAGUUCCUUUUGGAGAGCAGAAGAGAUUGGAAGCUGAAUUACUAAGUUGA
Paramecium octaurelia is the source of this 3018-nucleotide messenger RNA. The record is from the annotation of a GenBank genome assembly. Lineage: Eukaryota; Ciliophora; Oligohymenophorea; Peniculida; Parameciidae.